Molecule: messenger RNA, 1388 nt
Organism: Arabidopsis arenosa
Lineage: Eukaryota; Viridiplantae; Streptophyta; Magnoliopsida; Brassicales; Brassicaceae
Source: the annotation of a GenBank genome assembly
GGAAAAUAAAACUCGAUCUCGCCGGCGGCAUAAGAUCUCCGUUUAUCUCUCCGGCAGAUCGACUCUUCCAAUUUCCGGUUAAUUCAACAAUCGAUUCCUUAUUCUUGCUAGAUCUUCCUUAGGCCUUAGAAAAAACCCUUACUUGCUCAUCGAAACCUCAAUUUACCCUUUACAUCGUCCAAUUCCUUCAUCAAAAUCUGCAUUUAUGGCGAUUAGGGUUACCUUCACCUACUCCAGCUAUGUCGCUAGGAGCAUUGCUUCCUCCGCCGGGACUCGUGUCGGCACCGGCGACGUUCGCUCAUGCUUCGAAUCAUGGGUUCGUCCCAGAUUCUGCGGCCACAAUCAGAUACCCGAUAUUGCUGAUAAAUCUCCCGGAUCCAACAUAUGCUCAAGCCCUCGUGCUCGACCAGCUUCGAUGUAUAGCACCAUUGCGAGGGAAAUCCUCGAAGAAGGAAGCAAGAGUCCACUUGUGUUGGGGAUGAUCUCUCUCAUGAAUUUGACAGGAGCUGCUCCACAGCUCUCGGGUAUGACCGGUCUCGGGAUCUCUCCCUUUAAGACUUCUUCUGUUAUCCCGUUCCUUAGGGGUUCCAAGUGGAUGCCUUGUAGUAUUCCGGCGACGUUAUCAACGGAUAUUGCUGAGGUUGAUAGAGGAGGAAAGGUGUGUGAUGCUAAAGUGAAGUUGGAGUUGAGUGAUAAAGUCUCUAAUGCUGGUAACGGUUGGGUUAAUAAGCUGUUGAAUAUCUGCUCGGAAGAUGCUAAGGCAGCUUUCACGGCGGUUACUGUUUCUCUCCUUUUCCGAUCGGCGUUGGCUGAGCCAAAGUCUAUACCUUCAACAUCUAUGCUUCCUACUCUCGAUGUGGGUGAUCGUGUUAUGGCUGAGAAGGUCUCAUACCUUUUCAGAAAGCCAGAGGUUUCAGACAUAGUUAUCUUCAAGGCUCCUCCUAUUUUGGUGGAACAUGGUUACAGUUGUGCUGAUGUUUUCAUAAAAAGGAUAGUUGCUAGCGAAGGUGACUGGGUUGAAGUUUGUGAUGGAAAGCUCUUAGUAAAUGACACUGUUCAAGCAGAGGAUUUUGUCUUAGAGCCAAUUGACUAUGAAAUGGAACCAAUGUUUGUCCCUGAAGGUUAUGUCUUCGUCCUAGGAGACAACCGCAACAAAAGCUUUGAUUCUCAUAACUGGGGUCCACUUCCAAUAAAGAACAUCAUAGGGAGAUCUGUAUUUCGCUAUUGGCCACCAAGCAAAGUGUCAGACAUCAUACACCAUGAACAAGUUAUCCAAAAGAGAGCUGUUGAUGUUUCUUGACCAAUGCAGAUGGCUAUUUUUUUGGCAGAUGACAAGUUAUCAAUAGAGUUUGUAUGAUUGAGAGUUCUAAUGAAAACGGAAGUGAUCU